This is a messenger RNA of Ectocarpus siliculosus, 621 nucleotides long. The record is from the annotation of a GenBank genome assembly. NCBI's taxonomy places the organism in Eukaryota, Phaeophyceae, Ectocarpales, Ectocarpaceae.
AUGUCAGAUUACCGUAGCACCGAGGCCUCCACCUUGAUGCUCAAGAGCUUGCGCAGAGAUUUCAUGCCAAACGGACUCUUCCUGGUAGAAGAGCUGCCAGAGACCACGUCCAGGACGAUAGCGGCCGAGUGGGGCACACAAACAGCUGGCGGCAGUCACAUUCAUCCCGAUUGGACAAAGAACCCUUGUUUCCAUCUCAAACUACGCACCACGGGACCCACCAAGGUGAGGAUAUCCCUCUCUCGCCCGGAGAAAGACUGGAAGAACAAGUGCAUCAGAGACUCGGUCGGCUGCAUGAUGGGCUUUUACCUAAUGUCAGGCUCCAAGCCGAACCGCAACCAGGCAAUAUUCCACGAGGGUCGACCGUAUGAAGGGUCGCCGAUGGUGCCAACCCACGAGGUGUCUACACCUCCUGGAUUCAUGUUGGACAACACUUCUGAAGACGAUAUUUUUACCAUCAUGCCGGCUACGUUCGAACCAGGGAAGACCGGCCCUUUCUUUAUUUCGAUUGCCACUACGGACGCCGACUUUUCUCUUAGAAGGUCAGUAGCGUUGACUGGGGUUUUGGCCCGGAACUGUUGGUCACUGCGUCGCGACCUUGAACUUGUCGAUCUGUCGUGA